UAACCAAGGUUGCCGGCUGAGGGUACGCAAAAGCUGCUUGAGGAUAAAUACGUCUGGUAUUCCCCAGCUCAAUUUGCUGCUGUCAACAACCGCGUCCCACCACACACACACACCACUCACAAACCCACCCAACGGGUCAUCGAACAUCCACAAUGUCUCGAAGCGAAGGAGCUACGAUCAGUGCAGCUCCGCGAGCUUUGUUUCAUUCAGUCGGGGCCUUCAUCUUUAUUUACACCAUCAUCCUGCUCUGCAGCGACAUCCCGGUCCCCGAGUACAAGACAGCCGUCGUCCUUCUGCUUGCCAGCUACCUGGUCAACUCCUUGAUCCUGUUCCCCCUCUCCUUGAUCCCGGUCCCGCUGAUCGGCUUCUCCGCCGCGUUCGCCUCCGUCGCCCUCUCCGUCGCCACCUUGGCCGUCGUGGUCGUCCGAUGGAACCUGGCGCUCGCGACCGCUGACCAGUGGGCUGUCCCGCACAACAUCGACCCCAGCCUCAUCCCCGAGGACGCCAACCCGAACCUCUGGAAGCUGGUCCGCAAUAAGCAGUACGGCAUCGGGGUUACCGUCGGCGCCGCCCUGGAUUUGGUCGGAAACCUUCUUGGCGCCAUCAUCGUAUGCAUUGUUCAGUUCGCCUAUACGCGUGACUGAUUAGGGGUAUGGUUGGGCACUUCAGCCUGCCCACAAGUUGGACCGUCCUGGCGGGCCGUGUACUCAAAGCGAGCUCUGCCCUUGCUGAUACUUCCUUACGGUCCACAUUGCGCGCGGCCUCGCCUCCAACAAAAUAUCUCUCGAAGAAGAUAUCUGUGCCAGGAUGAAAUGAUGGGAACGAUGGGUUGUUUUUAGAUGGGUUUUCUUUUUAGGUAGCCGAAAGUUGAAGCUUUUUAAAAUGCACCAGAAAUGGGCCGCGUUCCGGGAGCCGAACUUGGCGGCUGCGUUGAUGGCUGCGAUUGUCCUUUCACUUUGAUGUAGUGGCUAUAUACUUAAUGGCGUGACUUUAGAGCCUCCCCGCGGCUACUGUCUCCGACAGCCUAGGACGACUCC
This is a messenger RNA of Gaeumannomyces tritici R3-111a-1, 1037 nucleotides long. RefSeq lists its product as hypothetical. The record is from RefSeq and is a predicted model, not a curated record. The coding region runs from base 153 to 644 and encodes 163 amino acids. Lineage: Eukaryota; Fungi; Ascomycota; Sordariomycetes; Magnaporthales; Magnaporthaceae. The transcript has 3 exons.